This is a messenger RNA of Gymnodraco acuticeps, 1653 nucleotides long. RefSeq names its product rho GTPase-activating protein SYDE1-like. The record is from RefSeq and is a predicted model, not a curated record. Lineage: Eukaryota; Metazoa; Chordata; Actinopteri; Perciformes; Bathydraconidae.
AUGUGAGGAAUUCAUUUCCUGCAGCUCCGAGGAGCAGAUAUGGAGCUCUGAGUCUCUGAGACUCCCCCGAUAUCUCUCCCACAGAGACCCUCACCCACAGAGACCCUCACCCACAGGAGGGGUGAGAGGAGGGAGGAUAAUAGUGAUGGCAGAGCCUCUGUUGAGGAGAACGUUCUCCAGACUGAGAGGACGAGACAGGAGGGACAAGCUGAGCGCAGAACUCCCCCCAGCUUUGGACCCCAGCUCCACCACCCAUCACCACAUCACGGUUGCUAAGAUACAGUUAUGGGCGCGGCAGGGCUCUGUGGCUCCGACCCCCUCGCUGCAGAAAGGCUCCGCCCCCAGGACCUCUACAGGUGUGUCCCAGCAUGCACCUAGGUUGGGUCAGAGGCUCCAGGAUCAGAAGGAGUCCUGUGGGGGGGGUAUGUGUGGAGGCCCCGCCCCCUGCCUACCUGUCAGCCCCACCCCCCCAGCAGGGGGCUCCUCAGAGGGGCAGCGUUCCUACCUGCAGAGCCUGGAGCGCAGCAGCAGAGCCUGGGUUCUGUCCUCACAGGGGGGGGGCAACAUCUGGUACAACCCCAUCCCAGAGGAGGAGGGGGGAGCAGGACCCCCACCUGAGGGGGGGCGGGUGUGGAGGAGGAGGGAGGAGCUGAGGGGGGGCAGGCCUGCAGAGAGUCCAGCAGAGGGAGCUAACCCGAGCGUUAGCCAUCAGACUGAUGACAUCACAGAACACACAGACUCCGCCCCCUCAGACUCUAGCCCCGCCUCCACCAAGAAAGGGGGCGUGUCCAGUAGUGUGAUUGACAGGCUGCGGUCUCCAGGUACGGUGAGGAAACUCUCCAUGAAGAUGAGGACACUUCCGGAGCUUCGGCGCAAACUCAGCCUCCGCUCAACACGCGGCCGGGGGGGCCACAGCAGGGCUGGGGGCGACGAGUCGACCAGUAAGAACACAGCGUCGUCAACGUCCAAUCAGAACGUGAUCAGCAGAUAUCACCUGGACAGCUCCGCCCCACCAGCCCGACCCCUACGGAGGUCAUCGAGAGGACGCUCCGCUAAGGGAGGCUACCUUAGCGACGGGGACUCCCCUGAGCUGCUGCCACGGCAACAGGCCCCUCCCCUCGCCUCCCCCCAGGAAACAUGUGACGUCAGCUCGUUCCAGAUGUACUCGGGCAUCGAACCGCCGAGAAACAGCCAGCGGGUCACAGGCCUACUGACUGUCCACCUGCUGGGGCUGGAGGAGCUGAAGAGCAGCGGGUGUUCUGGCAGUAAGCAGGUGUUCCUGGCGAUCCAGGUGGACGGAGUCACCAGAGCCCGGACGUCCCAGCUGACCCUCAGAGGCUCCGCCCUCCCUCUGAACCACGCCUUCCACCUGCAGCUGGAGAGAGCCAGGCUGCUGCGCCUCCUGCUGCUGACUCCAGCUCCUCCUGCAGGAGGACAAUCAGACCCCCCCCCAAGGAACAGGGUCUGUGCUCUGGGGGGGGUCUGCAUCCCCCCGCUCUUUAAAGGGAGUCGCAGUCAGCAGCUGUGUGUGAGGCUGGAGCCCCGAGGACUUAUCUACCUGAAGCUGUCACUGCAGGAGAACUGGGACAACCAGGUAACAGCAGUACUACCAAUACUUCUACUACCAAUACUACUACUACCAAUACUUCUACU